This is a messenger RNA of Capsicum annuum, 2412 nucleotides long. RefSeq names its product probable E3 ubiquitin-protein ligase RHC2A. Lineage: Eukaryota; Viridiplantae; Streptophyta; Magnoliopsida; Solanales; Solanaceae. Gene Ontology annotation, molecular function: ubiquitin protein ligase activity. Gene Ontology annotation, biological process: protein ubiquitination. The coding region runs from base 742 to 1953 and encodes 403 amino acids. The record is from RefSeq and is a predicted model, not a curated record. The transcript has a single exon. Gene Ontology annotation, cellular component: cytoplasm.
AGCAGGGUGUAUUGCCACUCACCAUUUUUACGUUGACACAUUUCACUAUAUCCCCGCUUCAAUUGCACAAUCAUUCUCCUACUCCUCACUACCCACUUCACUUUCCCAUUUUACCUUUCACCCCCAAAAUAAUUCCCUCUAUAUCCCUUCUCCUUUUAUUUGUCCCCAUUCCCCCAUUUUUCCUCCUCCAAAUCUCUCCAUUUCCCCUUAUUCUCUCCCUAUAAUUCUCUUCAAUCUUCCCCUUCUAAAUUUCCUCACAAGUUUCCAUUCCAAGUCAAUUUCUUUGCUAUUUUCUUCAUGUGUUUCGAUCUAAAAUUUCAUUUUUUUAUACGAUUAAUUCGUUGAAAAUUUCCAUUGUUUUGCUAUUUUCUUUGUUAGUUUUAUACGAUUAAUUCGUUGAAGUUUUCGGAUCUAUAAUCGGGUUGUAAAAAAAUCCGCUUCUGGGGUUGUAAAAAAAGAAGAGGCCAUUUUUAAGGUUGUCGGAGUUGUUGAUUUGUUGAAUUAACAAUUAAUUCAUUGAAAUUUUCGGAUCUGAAACCGGGUCAUAAAAAAAUUCCGUUUCCGGAUUUUGUGAAUUGUGGGUGUUUGUUGAUUUGUUACGGAUCUUGAACCGGGUCGUGAAAAAGCCGUUUUAAAGGUUGUCGCAGUUGUUGAUUUGUUGAAUUUGUUUCGGAUCUGGAACCGGGUUGCAAAGAUUUGUAUUUGACUUUUGAAGUUUGAAGAAGUCAAGGUUUGUUUUCGAUGUCUUCUACGUAUUGGUGUUAUAGAUGUAAUAGAUUUUAUAGAGUAUGGAGCGAAGAAUCUAUUACUUGUCCCGAUUGUAAUACUGGAUUUGUUGAAGAAAUUGAAGCUCCGACCCGAUCCACUUUAUCCGGGUCACGCCGCCGUCGUUUUCCUCCAGCUGCGGUUAUGAACGCGGCGCAUAAUACUGAUCCGUCUAAUGUUUCGGGUUAUGGUUCCGGGUCAAGUCCGGCUGUUCGUAGGACCCGAAGGAAUGCCGGUGACCGGUCACCGUUUAACCCGGUUAUCGUUCUUCGUGGUGCUACGAAUGGAGGUGGUGAAGGGGGUGGUGGGGGUGGUGGUGGUGGUGGUGGAGGGUUUGAGCUGUAUUAUGAUGAUGGAGCCGGGUCGGGUUUAAGACCUUUACCAGCUAGUAUGUCGGAGUUUUUACUCGGGUCGGGUUUCGAUAGGCUAUUGGAUCAGUUAUCACAGAUUGAAGCAAAUGGACUUGGUAGAUUGGAAAAUCCACCAGCUUCGAAAGCGGCAAUUGAGUCAUUGCCAACAAUUGAGAUUGUUCAGUUUCAUAUUGUUACGGAAUCUUGUUGUGCAGUGUGUAAAGAGGAAUUCGAGCUAGGCACCGAGGUGCGUGAAAUGCCUUGUAAGCAUUUGUACCAUUCAGAAUGUAUACUCCCGUGGCUUUCGUUGCGUAAUUCGUGUCCCGUUUGUAGACAUGAAUUGCCUACUGAGAGUAGGGAUCGCGAUGUUGUUGGUGAUACGAAUAGGGUGCCAUCGAGUGAGCCGAGUGUAGGAGGAAAUGGAAAUGAUGAUGUUGAGGAGGAAGCUGUUGGUUUGACAAUAUGGAGAUUACCGGGUGGUGGAUUUGCUGUGGGGAGGUUAGGUAGGAGAGGCGGUGGGGAACGAGCACUUCCUGUUGUGUUUACUGAAAUGGAUGGUGGUUUUAAUAACAAUAAUAGUAAUGGGGUUCCGAGGAGGAUUUCGUGGGGUUCUAGAGGGAGUGAAUCGCGGCAAAUUGGUGGAUUUAGGAGGUUUAUUGGCAACUUGUUUUCGUGUUUUGGUGGUGGUGGUGGUGGUUCAUCGGCUUCGUCAAGUUCUAGUUCAGAUUCUAGGAUAAAUCAAAGCAGAAGUAGUUCGAUGUCGUCUGUGUUUCUUGCUACUUCAAGAAGGCGAAGGGGUUGGGGUUUUGAAGCUAAUAAUGGAGUUAGAAGAUGGUAAGACGAAUGCGUUUAUCAUCGCUGUAAAUACACUGGAAGCUGGAAGUGAAUGCUUGGCUCCUUCAAUGGCGCGCAAGAGUUUAAUUUUGAUAUAUUUAUUAAGGUGAUAUUUAUGCAAAUGAGUUGAAGACUAUAUAGCAGGGGAGGAUGACAUUGGAAUAUUAGUGUAAGAAUUAGCUCCCUGCAGUGUAAUUCUUCGUUUUUAUUCUUUUAUCUUUUCCCCUUUUUAAGAUUUAGUGUCUUUUAAAUUCCGCCCCACUUGUUCUAUAAUUCUAUUGGAACUUAUGAAACUUACAUGAAUUCUCAGUAUCUCGUAUUUGGGUGUUUUUUUGGGAAUGCAGGUAAGUCCCAAAAUAGGGGACCCUGCAUUUAGUCUUGGGUUGUUAGUAAAAGGCUUGCUUUUGAUCAUGUAAUUGAAUUGAUCAUCGAAUUAUAAAUAGCAGACUGUUCCUUUAUAGAA